Molecule: messenger RNA, 1418 nt
Organism: Triplophysa dalaica
Lineage: Eukaryota; Metazoa; Chordata; Actinopteri; Cypriniformes; Nemacheilidae
Exons: 7
Coding region: 69-1109 (346 amino acids)
Source: RefSeq, a predicted model, not a curated record
CAGACUGGUCCAGUGCAUCAGUAUCUCUGAUCUCAGACAGUCUGAGAGCACAUCAUAGAAACAUCAACAUGAAGAAUCUCUUAAUGCUCGUCUGUUCUUUGAUCCUAAACGGUGUGUUUGGUGCUGAUGAUGUUAAAGUGUCAGUGAUGGAGGGAGACUCUGUCACUCUUACCAUUAAUCCCGAUGAUAUAAAGCGAGCUUCUAAUCUGGAGUGGACGUUUAAUGAGACAAUUAUAGCAAAGAUUGAUAUAGAAAAUAAAAAUAGUCUUGUAGAAUACCCCGAUGUGAGAUUCAGAGACAGACUAAAGGUGGACCGUCAGACCGGAUCCCUCACCAUCAAAAACAUCACAUCUGAAGACUCUGGAGAAUAUAAACUGCAAAUCAGAGGCAGCACAGAAAAGAAAAAGACCUUCAUAGUUUCUGUCAGUGAAAUGAGCACAGUGUCUUUGAUGGAGGGAGAUUUUUUCACUCUGCAACCUGGUGUUAAAAUACAGACAGCUGAUGUCGUAGAGUGGAAGUUCAAUGGAGAUGUUUUAAAACCCUCAAGAGUCGCGAACUGUGAUGUGAAUCAUCAGACCGGAGACCUGAACAUCGCAAAUAUCAGACUCAAUCAAUCUGGAGAAUAUGAAGUGAACGUCACAGGAGGAAGUUUGAUGUUACACAAGACAUUCCGCAUUAAUGUCACUGAACUGGAGCCAUUAGCAGGCGUCGUGGGACAUUAUGUGGUUAUGCACACUAGAACAGAAAAAAAGACAGAUGAUGUGAUAGAGUGGACGUUUGAAAGGGCUGUCAUCGCUCAGUUCAACAGAACAUCCAAUGACGUCUCAUAUAAAGAUCCUGAUGGGAGAAUGAAAAACAGACUGAUGCUGGAUCAGAGUGGAUCUCUUACCAUCACAAACAUCAGAUCUGAAGACUCAGGAUUGUAUGAUGUAAACAUCAAUAGCAGCCAACACAUCAUUCACAAGAGAUUUAAUGUCACUGUCACAGCCAUGACAGAAUCCAUUCAGAGGUCACACUGGGAAAUAACUGGACCAGUAGCACUGGCAGCAUUAAUCCUAUUGGUGAUGUCAUUUAUAGUAUAUAAGUGCUCCAAAAACAGAUUGCAUUAAAAAGAAGAGAAUGAGACUUGUGAACAAUUAAACAAGCCGUCCUUCAACACCAACGGUACAUAGACACUCAAUACUUUAUAAAAUAAAUAAAGUGUUGACUUCAAAUACAUAAAAAAAAUCAUCUGUUGAGCUGUGAAACAAGUGUUGACACUGUUCAUUUGCUGGUGUAUAAAUAGACAAACAUUUUCUUAUUUUAAAAUGUGACAUAAUCUUUUGCUGUUUGCACUGUAUGUACCGCACUGUAUGUACCGCUGUACACCGCAAUGAUGCACAACUCAUGUUGUAAAUACCAAACAAUAUGUUUACAUU